AUGGACGCGUCUCUCCUCUCCUCGGCUCCGGCCGAUACCUUCAACGGCAAUGCGGCGGAGCAAAUCGCUCCUCCGAUGCAACCCCCAGGCACGGACAUGACCGGUAUAUGCUUCAGAGAUCAGCUGUGGAUCAACUCUUACCCUCUAGACCGUAACUACGUCUUCGACUACUUCGCAUUGUCUCCCUUCUACGAUAUCACCUGCAACAACGAGAUUCUUCGUCGGAGAUCCGUUCACCCUCUCGACCACUCUCAGCUCUCGAAGAUGACAGGAUUAGAGUAUGUGAUCAGUGAUGCUACUGAGCCAAACUUGUUCGUUUUUCGUAAGCAGAAGAGAGAUGGUCCUGAGAAAGUCACACCCAUGCUGACGUAUUACAUCUUGGAUGGUACUAUAUACCAAGCUCCUCAGCUUUGUAGUGUCUUUGCAGCUCGUGUUGGUCGGACUAUUUAUCAGAUAUCUAACGCUUUCUCAGUUGCUGCAUCGAAGUUGGAGACAGUUAGGCAGGUUGAUGUUAAAAGCCAGAACGAACCUUCCGAGACAAAGCCUGCUAGUGAGACGGUUGAUCUUAAGGAAGUGAAGCGAGUUGAUUUGAUUCUUAAGUCGUUAUAUAGCAAGUUACCCCCAGCACCUCCACCACCACCCUUCCCUGAAGGAUAUGUUAGCCAGGAAGCAUUAGGAGAAAAGGAAGAAGAGGUUGGAACACAAGGGGGAGAGUCACAACAGCCUCAAAUUGAUCCUAUUAUCGAUCAAGGUCCUGCUAAACGAAUGAAGUUCUAA
Molecule: messenger RNA, 777 nt
Organism: Eruca vesicaria subsp. sativa (arugula)
Lineage: Eukaryota; Viridiplantae; Streptophyta; Magnoliopsida; Brassicales; Brassicaceae
Source: the annotation of a GenBank genome assembly